Dibothriocephalus latus is the source of this 843-nucleotide messenger RNA. Lineage: Eukaryota; Metazoa; Platyhelminthes; Cestoda; Diphyllobothriidea; Diphyllobothriidae. The record is from the annotation of a GenBank genome assembly.
AUGAAGCAGACCAUUGCCGACGUCUAUACCAUGUCGCGGGAGGAUUGGCUCACAAGCCACACCAACCAAAUCACUCUCACGGUGGAACAGCUAAUGUGGGCACGCAGUAUCACCGAGAUUUUGGAUGGAGACGGCGAUCGUUUGGCGGGCAUGCAAGACUACGAAAAGAAGUCUUACGAGGCACUAAAUGGUCUUGCUAAAAUGGUCCGAGGCAAACUGCCAAAACUAAUCCGCAUGCUGAUGUGUUCACUGAUCACCAUUGACGUGCACGCCCGAGACAUGGUCACUGAAAUGGUUGCUAAUAAGGUGGAUUCUUCCAGUAAUUUCGAUUGGCAACGUCAGCUUCGGUACUACUGGGACACAGAAAUUGACAACUGUGUUGUGCAUAUGUCCACUUCAAGGUAUGUGUACGGGUAUGAGUACCUGGGAGCUUCUCCUCGCCUCGUCAUUACUCCGCUCACUGACAGAUGCUACCUCUGUCUGAUGGGCGCUCUGCAGUUGGAUCUGGGAGGAGCACCAGCCGGACCCGCAGGUACGGGGAAAACAGAGACAACCAAGGAUUUGGCCAAAGGUCUAGCAAAGCAGUGUGUAGUCUUCAACUGCUCCGAUGGGUUGGACUACAAAAUGAUGGGCAGGUUCUUCUCCGGUUUGGCUCAGUCCGGUGCCUGGUGUUGCUUCGAUGAGUUCAAUCGAAUCGACAUUGAAGUCCUGUCAGUCAUUGCACAGCAGCUCAUCACCAUUCGGCUAGCAAAGGCCGCGAAGGUGGGUCUUCCUGUUUGGGUUUUUGUAGCCAGUUGCUUCUGGCAGAAGUCUCGGUUGCUAGUGUUUGUCUCUAGCGUCUAG